This is a messenger RNA of Baudoinia panamericana UAMH 10762, 1723 nucleotides long. RefSeq lists its product as uncharacterized. Lineage: Eukaryota; Fungi; Ascomycota; Dothideomycetes; Mycosphaerellales; Teratosphaeriaceae. The record is from RefSeq and is a predicted model, not a curated record. The transcript has a single exon. The coding region runs from base 300 to 1694 and encodes 464 amino acids.
CUUUUUCCGGAACAGUGCUCGCAAGGAUCCGCAGGAAGGGUAUAAGACACUUGUGGAAGGCACGCCAGUGUACAUGCAUCCUUCUUCUGCGCUGUUCGGGAAAGCAGCAGAGCAUGUCAUCUAUCACUCGCUGGUGGAGACGACGAGAGAGUAUAUGCAUAAUGUUACCGCGAUCGAGCCAAAGUGGCUGGUUGAGGCCGCCCCGACAUUCUUCAAGGUGGCGGGUAGAGAUGGCAUGAUGAGUAAAAGGAAGAGAGAAGAGAGGAUACAGCCGCUGCAUAAUCGCUUCCAGGGUGAAGAUGAGUGGAGACUCAGCGCGCAGAGGAGGCAGGGUAGGGGUGGUGGAGGCACUUGGGGUUAAUCCUCGAAACGCGGCUGCGAUGGUUUAUUCACACUACAGCAUCGCGUGCGGAGUGAAUUGCGCCGCUUCCGAAUUAGGUGCUAGCUUUAGCUUCAUCCUGGCAUGUCUUGUUAGGAGCUUCACAUUCACUGGCAGUGGAGGUGUUACUGGCUCUGGUGAACCUGCCGCAGCGAAGUUGUCCGGGAAGACACUGUCAUGCAGACUCAGCAACAGUACAAGCAUCAUCGCUUCCGACAUGACGGCACGUCGGGCCUAUUUUACCCACCUGAAUGAACACUUCGAGAGGUAUAGCUUGAACGACAGUGCCCAAAUCAUCAACCAAGCCGGAGGACUCAUGACCUUAGCCAGUCCCCUGCAUCUCCGCCGCAGCACAGAUAACCACUCAACAACGAGCCCAGAAGGCGGGCCUACCGUGAUUGACCGCGAUGACGCCGUCACGGAACGAAUGCAUCAGAUCCUCGCAUCCCUUGUGGAGAUUACGCAAGACUCGCAUCCCCACCUCUCGAACCAAUACACGAUAGACACUUUCAUGUUACUGCUACAGACGUAUGACCGCGAGCCUGACCAUCCGCCGUCCUACGCCGCGCUAUUCCCAACACGAAAACGCAAGGCCGACGAACACGAUUUGAAUCCAUCCACCUCCGUCAAGUCCAAACGUAUCCGCCACUCACGGUCUCAGACCGCCGCCAAACGUCUGCUAGUCGUACUCCGUAUACCGCCUACACUCGAACAGCUGCAUCACCGAUGGCAGCGGACGCAGAACAGAUUCCAAACGGAGCGCGCACUCCUUCCUCCAUCGCGAUACGAAUUCUUUGCGACGUUAUUACACCGCAUCCACCACGAGAUCGCGUGCAAGCUUGCCAACUCAGGUGCUUCGGGCUACACUCGUCAGGAGCUGGAUGUGCGACUCAAGAACCUCGACGUCUUCCUCGACUGGGCGGUUCUGCAUGGUAUAGAGCUGGGCUAUGACUAUGACUGGAUGUGGACUGAGCCGCGUAUGCCUGCGGUAUCGCCAUCUGAAGAGCAUGGCUUACCGUCAAGCGCGGAGGAGGCGCCUCUUCCAUCUUCUAACGAGCACGGCUUACCCCCGUUUGCGGAGAUGGAGCUUUCACCCACUGAUGAGAACGACCCUCCUUCGACUGCGGAGGCGCAUCUUUCACCGUCGGGUAAAGCUGACGGACCUUCAACCGCAGACGCGGAUCUUUCGGAUUCUAGCUGGGAAGAGAUGGAGUUCGAGCUGGUAGAGAUCUCCGGCGGAAUUGCGUUAUGUGUCGCUUGUUUGUUCGCCUUGGCGUACUUACUGGCGAGUCGGUGCACACCGUGGGCUGAAUGAACGAGGGAUGGAGGGCAUGGGCGCUUCAC